Molecule: messenger RNA, 1140 nt
Organism: Epinephelus lanceolatus (giant grouper)
Lineage: Eukaryota; Metazoa; Chordata; Actinopteri; Perciformes; Serranidae
Source: RefSeq, a predicted model, not a curated record
CCCGUUACUGCUCCUCUGUGGAAGGAAGACAGACUUUUGGUUGUGUUGGGUCAGCUGCAGUCAGAUAGAAGCAUUUCAGUUUGCAUUUGAUCUUUUCUCUGGCUGAAGCCAUGCGACUUCUUCUGAGUGUGGUGCUGCUAUGGAUGCUGAAUAUUGGAGAGCUUCAGGCAAGCAUUAAAUCUUCCUAUCAUGGCUCUGCACCUGGCAUUUGGGACAUGAGCUACCAGCCCCCGGGUGCCAGCUACCUGUCCAAACCCCAACCUCAGCCCCAGCAGCCCGGCUACCUGUCCAAGCCCCAACCUCAGCCCCAGCAGCCCGGCUACCUGUCCAAGCCCCAACCUCAGCCCCAGCAGCCCGGCUACCUGUCCAAGCCCCAACCUCAGCCCCAGCAGCCCGGCUACCUGUCCAAGCCCCAACCUCAGCCCCAGCAGCCUGGCUACCUGUCCAAGCCCCAGCCUUUGCCCCAGCAGCCCAGCUACCUGUCCAAGCCCCAGCCCUUGCCCCAGCAGCCCAGCUACCCGUCCAAGCCCCAGCCCCAGCAGCCCGGCUACCCGUCAAAGCCCCAGCCCCAGCAGCCCGGCUACCCGUCAAAGCCCCGGCCCCAGCAGCCCGGCUACCCGUCAAAGCCCCGGCCCCAGCAGCCCGGCUACCCGUCCAAGCCCCAGCCCCGGCCUCAGCAGCCCGGCUACCCGUCCAAGCCCCAGCCCCGGCCCCAGCAGCCCAGCUACCCAUCCCAGCUGCAGCCUCACCACCAACCACAGUCUGGCUAUGUAUCCCAGCUGCUAGGCAAUGGGCCCAAGAACCAGGUUAAUGCCUUCCAACCAAGGUCUGGCUCCAAACCCUGGCAGCAGCCUGCUUACCUGUCGCAGCAGCCCGGCUACAAGCCCCAGCAGCCUGGUUACCCGUCGCAGCAGCCCGGCUACAAGCCCCAGCAGCCCGGCUACCCGUCGCAGCAGCCUGGUUACCCGUCGCAGCAGCCUGGUUACCCAUCACAGCAGCCUGGUUACCCGUCGCAGCAGCCCGGUUACAAGCCCCAGCAGCCCGGUUACAAGCCCCAGCAGCCCGGUUACAAGCCCCAGCAGCCCGGUUACAAGCCCCAGCCGCAGCAGCCCGGUUACCCGUCCCAGCCGCAGCAGCCCG